Messenger RNA from Coniosporium apollinis CBS 100218, 804 nucleotides. RefSeq lists its product as uncharacterized. Lineage: Eukaryota; Fungi; Ascomycota; Dothideomycetes. The transcript has a single exon. Bases 1 to 804 code for a protein of 267 amino acids. The record is from RefSeq and is a predicted model, not a curated record.
AUGGUAGAGCUAUAUGAAAAAGCUAAGACGAGAGGGCAGCACCUCAAGAGGAGGCUUUGGGUGCAGAUCGCCUUCCAGUACAGCAUCUACGUACUACUGGCAUGCAUGAUCUACUUCGUGCUCAUUGGUGUGCCUCUCUGGGACGGUGCCGUCUACAACAUGUGGAAGCUCCUGUCCAAGACUUUCAUCCUGCAGUACGGCUUCGCCAUCUUUGUCGGCAUCGCCGCUAUAUACGCCUUCCUUCCGCUCCUCAUUUUCUUCGAGAAGGAUCCGCCGGCUGCCCUGCCACUGGACGAUCCCCGUGUGCAGGAGACUUGCCUGCUGAUCCCUUGUUAUAAGAGCGCAGCUCUCAUCGAGAACACGCUCAAAGCCGCUUUGAAGAUUUUUCCAGCCAAGAACAUCUUUGUCGUCGCCAACGGCAAUUCGCCCACGCCAAUCGACAACACAGCCGAAGUGAUUGCGCCCUACGGAGUCAACCACGUAUGGUCCCCAAUCGGCUCCAAGAUUGUCGCGCAGUUCGUCGGCUGCUACGCUGCCAAGGACUUCAAGUAUAUCCUACUGAUCGACGACGACUGCACCCUUCCGCCAAACUUCCCCAUCGUGUCUGACCGCAUUACCGGGAAGAUAAAAUGUGUCGGCUACACUAUCAAGUCCGUGGGUCCUGGCUCCACCCUUGGAACACUCUGUCAGCAAGCGCAGGAUCUGGAGUACAAGCUUUCCGGCCUGCAGCGUGCUGUCGCUGGUAUGAUCGGAUCUGCGACUUUCCCUCACGGCGCCAUCUCCUUGUGGACAGGCAGUUCCUGA